AUGGAUGGACCAAGUUUACCUUAUUGUAAAAAUCUCUAUGAUUACCUAACGAGAUGGGAAGACGGCUCAUCAUUUAAACUAGAAUUCUCACCAGAUCAACCAGGAUUUGAAGACCAAUUAUUUUUCCUUAAUAAGGAUACUCAGAACCAAACAAUUGAAUUGGUAUGUUUCAAAAGUACGUACUUGAAAGUUUUUACAGAAUCUCAUAAGUACUUUAACCAAUAUCUAGGCGAUACAAAUGAACAGUCGAUUGAUUGGAAUGUAUACUAUAUGACUAUAGGCUAUCUACUUACGACACCCGAGAACAAGAUGCUUCUGAAUUUGCAUGAAGAUUGUGUGCUGAAAUUAUUAUCACACUCGACAGAUAAAAAGGAUUUUUUAACUAGGGAACUAUUGAUGAUUCAGAGUUUAUUAACAUCAACACGAAAUUCAUUAAAUAAGUCUUCGUCAUUGUGGUAUUGGUACCGUAAGUUAUACAUAUUAAUCAAACAACAUACUUCUAUUUUGGAGGAAACUUUGUCGAAACUUUGGAUAUCCACAUUUAAGAAUUCUGCAGAAUUACAUAAAUGUAAUUAUUAUUGUUGGAAUACAGCUCGUUGGUUUUUCGAUAUCGUACCUUCCCUAAAGGUGAAAACAGAUAUAUUUGAGAUGACAAAAGACUUCUGUUUUAAACAUGUUUCCGACUGUUCGAGCUGGGAUACAUUAGGGUAUAUAACAUCCCAGCACUUAGAAAAUAAUAUGUUUAAUUUCACCAAUUAUGAGUUUUUACUGAGAAGAUAUAAAUUGGAUGGAAAUGUUAAAGUGUAUACAGACACUAUAAAUUUAUCAACUCCUAUAGCACUUGACCUAGGUGUUGAAUCUAUAGUCAGGGAUCUGAUUCUUUAUGUAGAUUCGCUAUCAGUAAAAGAUUGGACAGUAUUUCUAUGCCUGUCAAGAAUUAUGAAUUCAUCAAAGAUAGUCCUUGCUGAUCAUAUACGAAGGUACUGGUUGGAUCAAAUAUCAAAAUUUGAGGAUCAACAAGGUAUUAUCAGUUUUAAAAAUAUGAAUCCCAUUAUUCCAUUGUCCAAGAGAGAUGAUUUAACUAUUUCUAACCUAUUUUUGCAUUAUGGAUGGAAGAAAAGGUUUUUAGAAACCAUUUGA
This is a messenger RNA of Maudiozyma barnettii, 1140 nucleotides long. RefSeq names its product Ecm9p (gene ECM9). Gene Ontology annotation, cellular component: Rab-protein geranylgeranyltransferase complex; cytoplasm. Gene Ontology annotation, biological process: protein geranylgeranylation. The transcript has a single exon. Gene Ontology annotation, molecular function: Rab geranylgeranyltransferase activity. NCBI's taxonomy places the organism in Eukaryota, Fungi, Ascomycota, Saccharomycetes, Saccharomycetales, Saccharomycetaceae. Bases 1 to 1140 code for a protein of 379 amino acids. The record is from RefSeq and is a predicted model, not a curated record.